Messenger RNA from Bipolaris maydis ATCC 48331, 762 nucleotides. The record is from RefSeq and is a predicted model, not a curated record. NCBI's taxonomy places the organism in Eukaryota, Fungi, Ascomycota, Dothideomycetes, Pleosporales, Pleosporaceae.
AUGUACAGGACAGCCAUGUGGUCGAGACGAACGUGUAUGGGAUGGAGCAACGGCCGUGGCAACCGGGGAGCGUGGGCCGCCGGAAAUUGCCCUCUCGGGCAUAGAGGGGCGCAUUCGGCGCGGGAUGAUCUUAGCUCUGGGCUGCCCUCGAGUCUGCGACUGGGGGAGUGGAUUCGCAGUGGGGCUUUGGGCAGGCCUGUUGCUGCAGGCCGUCGGUCGCGUCUGCACAUGUGCCCUGCGCUAAGCGGGGCCUUGAUGCAAGCCACCGCACCGCACCCGAUUGUGCGCUUGCACCGCACCGCACCGCACCACGCACGGGGGGACGAGGGCGGAGGUGACGCCAGACGCGUAGUGCCGUUGCUGGCGGAGAUUUGGUCCAUACGACGGCCACCAGCGAUGCUAGCGGGCGGCAGCAGUGCAUUUGGGCCUCUUGGGCUAUUGCACGCCGCCCACUCAAGCCUGUCACUGCCGCGGGUGGUGAAGGCGGGCGUGGGCGUGGGCGCUGGGCGCGGGAGUGGACGUCGAUGUGGAUGCGGUCGUCGAGGUAGUGGUGAUAAUGAUGGGUGGGUGGGGGUGCGGCUAUCCCAGCCGGGGGUCGUCGGCUGGGUGAAUGGGGCACUGCACGGCCGCCGCGCCGCGAAUCAGCGUCACGCCGCGCGCUCGCAGGCCAUGGAGAGCAACGCCGCCGCCCGCCAACGCUCCUUGACCCUGGCCAAGCACCCCUGCACCACUGACAGUCGACCCCUGUCCGACUAUUCAUGA